GGUGCUGCGGGCGUUGGCCGCCAGAGCAGACAUGGGGGCCGGCAGCACGGGAUCUGUGCUUGCUGUCCUGGGAGUGCUUGGUAUCUGUGCGGCCAGAGGCCCAGGACCCGCGGCGGAGGGGCAGACCCGCGGGGAGGCGGAGUGGGCGGAGCCGUGGGAUGGCGCGGUUUUCCGGCCUCCGUCGGCGCUGGGCGCAGUGGGGGUGGCUCGCAGUCCGGGGGCCCCGCGGCCCGGGAGGGAGGAAGCGGUGGACUUGCCGGUGCUGCUGUGGUGGAGCCCGGGGCUGUUUCCUCACUUCCAGGGAGACUCGGAGCGCAUCGAGUGCGCGCGCGGCGCGUGCGUGGCGUCCCGGGACCGACGGGUGCGGGGAGACUCGCGGACGCGCGCGCUGCUCUUCUACGGCACCGACUUCCGCGCGUCCGAGGCGCCGCUUCCGCGCCUGGCGCACCAGAGCUGGGCGCUUCUGCACGAGGAGUCGCCCCUCAACAACUUCUUGCUGAGCCACGGUCCGGGCAUCCGCCUCUUCAAUCUUACCGCCACCUUCAGUCGCUACUCGGACUACCCGCUACCGCUGCAGUGGCUGCCGGGGAUCGCUUACCUGCGCCGCGCGGCACCUCCGCUCGAGGAGCGCGCACAGUGGCGCCGCCGCGGCUACGCGCCGCUGCUCUAUCUGCAGUCCCACUGCGACGUGCCUGCUGACCGGGACCGCUACGUGCGCGAGCUCAUGCGCUACAUUCCGGUGGACUCCUAUGGGAAGUGCCUGCAGAAUCGGGAGCUGCCCGCGCCGCGGUUACGGGACACAGCCACAGCCACCACCGAGGAUCCAGAGCUCUUGGCCUUCUUGUCCCGCUAUAAAUUCCAUUUGGCCCUCGAAAAUGCCAUCUGCGACGACUACAUGACAGAAAAACUGUGGCGCCCCAUGCACCUCGGCGCUGUACCCGUGUACCGCGGCUCUCCCUCUGUGAGGGACUGGAUGCCGAGCAACCACUCCAUCAUCCUCAUUGACGACUUUGAGUCGCCGCAGAAGCUGGCAGAGUUUAUUGACUUCCUGGACAAAAAUGAUGAAGAAUAUAUGAAAUACUUGGCAUACAAGCAACCUGGGGGCGUCACUAACCAGUUUCUUCUGGAUAGUUUGAAGCAGCGCGAAUGGGGAGUGAAUGACCCCUUACUGCCUAACUACCUUAACGGCUUUGAGUGUUUUGUCUGUGACCACGAACUGGCGCGGCUGGAUGCCGAGAAGGCCCACGCAGCCUCUCCUGGGAACAGCCCGGUCCCUGAGCCUCAUAUUGCCCAGCCCUCACACAUGGACUGCCCGGUGCCCACACCUGGCUUUGGCAGUGUGGAAGAGAUUCCUGAGAAUGACAGCUGGAAGGAGAUGUGGCUCCAAGAUUAUUGGCAAGGUCUGGACCAAGGGGAAGCCCUCACUGCCAUGAUCCACAACAAUGAGACACUUCAGGGGAAAUUUUGGGAUUACCUAACAGAGAUCUUCAUGAAAAGGAACCAAAAUCUCUAAUUGCUCAUACAAGUAUUUAACUUGACAGAGCUAAGGAGAUGGAAGUCCUUCAACCACGGGACAUGAAGGAUAUCCAGUGCACGAGUCCUUAAUGAACACUCUUACCAUGAAUCCCAGGAGUAAGUUAUAUCCACUGAUGCUUUAUUCUAAUCAUGUGUAGCCAGGGUCUCAGCUCAUGGCAAUAGAGCCUCUUCUCAAGGAGAGAUGACGGCAUCCCGUUUUUGAUUCAAUGGGAACCAUAAGCCUGAAACACCCCCAUUUGACUCAAGGUGCUGAUCAACAGAAUUUUUAAAGAACUCCUUAUUUUUCUAGCUCUUUCUGCCUCUCAGUCAUGAUUGGGACAUGUUAGUACUUGGCUGUGAAUGAGGUAAGAUGGGCCAGGUUUAAAGUAUGAAAACCUCUCCUGUAUUCUUUAAACCACUCAUUAUUCAGUACCUUUUCCUAAUUUCUAUUCCUGUUUCUUGCUCUAUAAACUGUUUAUGUUGGUGGUGAAGCAAAACUCCUGGUGGGUUGUAUCCGGGCUCUCUGGAGUUGUAUUUUUUUAAUAUCACUUACUUUGCCUUUCAUGUCAGCCUUUUUAUUUUGAAUGGCUUUUCUUGCCUGAUUUCCCACAAUUUCUGUUGGAGAUGGAGUAGCCUUGCCACCAUUCCCACACUCAUUUCCACCUGCAUUAAACUGGCUCUAGAUCGGA
Molecule: messenger RNA, 2204 nt
Organism: Odocoileus virginianus texanus
Lineage: Eukaryota; Metazoa; Chordata; Mammalia; Artiodactyla; Cervidae
Gene: POFUT4
Product: fucosyltransferase 11
Cellular component (GO): Golgi membrane
Molecular function (GO): alpha-(1->3)-fucosyltransferase activity
Source: RefSeq, a predicted model, not a curated record